Oncorhynchus nerka (sockeye salmon) is the source of this 1878-nucleotide messenger RNA. RefSeq names its product transcription factor Sox-19b-like. Bases 436 to 1305 code for a protein of 289 amino acids. The transcript is spliced from 2 exons. Lineage: Eukaryota; Metazoa; Chordata; Actinopteri; Salmoniformes; Salmonidae. Gene Ontology annotation, biological process: anatomical structure morphogenesis; regulation of DNA-templated transcription; cell differentiation. Gene Ontology annotation, molecular function: DNA-binding transcription factor activity, RNA polymerase II-specific; RNA polymerase II cis-regulatory region sequence-specific DNA binding. The record is from RefSeq and is a predicted model, not a curated record.
AUUGAAAUGGAAUCACUUUUUUUGUCAUCACGCAGGACUCUUCAGUUUACAGAAUUGAGUCUCUACAGGUGGUUGUCUGCAACCCUGUGCAGAAAGAAAUAGGCUUACAGACUGAAGGGGUUUUAAAUUCUAUUUUUUAUUUUAAAUGCGCAAACAAUCCCUCAGGUUUUAUCUCGCUUGAUUUAUGUAGCCUAAUGACUGCUUCACACACCGACUCGUAAUUUAUUCCCAGUUGUUUGAAUCGGGUGUGUCUUCUAAUUAGUUGAUUUGGAACACUUUGUGCAUUCGGUUUCCACUUGUCAUUCUAGAACGGAAAACCACCCGGUCAAAAGCCGACAGGUAAGGUGACAACGGCUGUGACUGUUCGUUUUUUAAAUUUUUUUAUUUUAACUUGAUUUAUUUUGAACUGAGACACUUUACAAGUUCCAGACAACUAUGUAUAACAUGAUGGAACACGAGUUGAAGCCCUCUGGGCAACAGCAGUCGCACCAAACCGCCAUGUCUCCGGUCACCGGCAACUCUCACCCGGGGUCCAAAUCCCUGUGUCCUCCGGGCGGGGACCCCAUGGACAAGGUCAAAAGACCCAUGAACGCAUUCAUGGUCUGGUCUAGGGGCCAGCGCCGCAAGAUGGCCCAGGAGAACCCCAAGAUGCACAACUCUGAGAUCAGCAAGCGGCUGGGCGCGGAGUGGAAGCUACUGACUGAUGCUGAGAAGCGGCCAUUCAUUGACGAAGCAAAACGCCUCAGGGCGGUGCACAUGAAGGAUUACCCCGAUUAUAAGUACAAACCACGCCGUAAAUCCAAGCCCCUGCUCAAGAAGGACAACCAGAUGGGAAAGUACCCUCUCUCUGCCGGGAACCUGCUGGCCGCCGCGCAGGGCCAAGGUGGGAGCCCCAGGAUGGAGAGUUACGGGUGGGGCCCGGCGGGAGGCUACGCCGGGAUGCAGAGCGAGGCCCUGGGCUACACUCAGCAGCUGCACCGCUACGACCUGUCCGCGCUCCAGUACCCCCAGGCCAUGACCGCAGCACAGACGUAUAUGAACGGCGCCAACACUUACAGCCCCAUGUCUUACAGCAGCAGCCACCAGCAGCCCAACCCAAUCAUGUCCAUGGUGAAGCCAGAGCCAGUGUCGCACUCCCCGACUGGUGGACCUAACCACCACCGCGGGCCUCUCCAGGGGGACCUGCGGGAUAUGAUCAGUAUGUAUAUCCCCGGAGGGGACACCACUGACCCGGUCUCCCAGAGAGGCGGCUACAGCGUCCAGCAACACUAUCUCAGUGGGACUGUGCCUCUCACUCAUAUCUAGGGAUUGGUGGGGAUAGUGACUGGGACUCAAUGUGAGUGUGCUGGCUUGGAGAGGCUCAAGGACACCAGUUAUGUCACACACGCUUGGCACAACAUUGUCAGACCCACUCAUUAUGGUCCCGUGUUGCGUUUAUAAAAAAAAGUGACUUUAUAUAAAAAGGUUAUUUUUCUACCUCUGCAUUUUGACUACAAUAAUGAGCCCCCCCGUCGUCCAUCCUGUCCUCUGUCCCAAGACUAGGUUGUUUCGUUCAGUUGCCAAUCCACUUCUUGGACGGAGACCCUUUUCAAUUAACUUCUCAUUAUGAUGGACUGCUGUACUGUACAUAGACAUUAUGAUGAUUAAAUGUUUGUUUGUGUACAUAUUUUUUCCCCUCUGACAAAAACUGAGCUUGACAUCAAAAGCUUCCAUUCAAAAACGCCCAGGCCCCUAUGUAUGUAACACAGCACGUGACUGUAGUAUGUUCACAAUUGUUCCAUUGUGUUCGGUCUCCUGUCUUGUCCUACUGGCACAGUAGUGUCGGUCCCUCGGGUUGAUCGGUAAUCAUCAUGAACUAAACCAACCAUGGGGGGAGGG